Molecule: messenger RNA, 2104 nt
Organism: Melospiza georgiana
Lineage: Eukaryota; Metazoa; Chordata; Aves; Passeriformes; Passerellidae
Product: solute carrier family 2, facilitated glucose transporter member 11-like
Exons: 12
Coding region: 34-1539 (501 amino acids)
Biological process (GO): monosaccharide transmembrane transport
Cellular component (GO): membrane
Molecular function (GO): hexose transmembrane transporter activity
Source: RefSeq, a predicted model, not a curated record
GCGGAGCUGAGCUCCGGGCAGCAGGAGGGAGGGAUGGCGCCCCGGCACACGCUCCCCAGCUGGACAUUGUUCCUGGCUGUUUGUGCUGUUGGAAUUGGAGGCACCUUUCAGUAUGGGUACAAUGUCUCUAUUAUCAAUGCACCCACUCAGCAUAUACACAAGUUCCUAAAUGAGACCUGGAGCAGUCGUUAUCACAAGGAGCUAAAUGCAGAUUUGCUGACUUUUCUUUGGUCUGUCAUUGCUUCCAUCUUUUCCCUCGGAGGCCUGUGUGGAGCCCUGAUUGGAGGCAGCAUGGCCAUACGCCUGGGCAGGAAAGGAGCUCUUUUGAUGAAUAAUGUUAUAGCAAUACUAGCCUCCAUUUUAAUGGGGAUCAGUUUUCCUACAGGAUUGUUUGAGUUACUGAUUGCUGGAAGGUUUUUGAUUGGCAUAAAUUCAGGUGUUGGGCUCUGUGUGCAGCCUCUUUAUAUUGGGGAGUUUGCCCCAAAGCACCUCAGAGGUGGUUUGGCCAUGGGGACUUCCAUCUUUCUGACUGGGGGAAUUCUGACAGGACAAAUAAUUGGUUUGAGAGAAUUAUUGGGUGGAGAAAAGCAUUGGCCUCUGUUGCUAUCCAGCAGUUGUAUUCCAGCAUUAGCCCAACUGUUAUUCCUUCCAUGGUUUCCUGAAAGUCCCAGAUAUCUUCUUAUUGACAGAGGUGAUGAGCUGAGCUGUGCCAAAGCUUUGAAGCGAUUUCAUGGUUCCUCAGAGUACCGCAGGGAGCUGGAGGACAUCCAGCGGGAAUGCUUUGCCUUGGAGGGGGAGAAGCCCAGGAAGCCCUGGCAGUUGUUCACUGACCCUGCUGUGAGAUGGCAGCUCAUCACUGUCAUCGUGAUGACCAUGGGCCAGCAGCUCAGUGGCAUUAAUGCUAUUUAUUUCUACGCAACUUACGUUUUUGAACAAGCUGGGAUUGUGGCAGAAAAAAUCCCGUAUGUGACACUUGGCACUGGAGUUUGUGAGUGUCUCACAGCCCUCUCCUGUGGUUUGCUGAUAGACUAUGUGGGAAGAAGAUGCCUUAUCAUUGGGGGUUAUCUCCUCAUGACUCUCUGGUGCACUGUUCUGACCUUCUCUCUGACUUACCAGGAGCUGUACUCCUGGGUGCCUUACAUGAGCAUGAUGUGUGUGUUUGCCUUCAUCUUGAGCUUUGGGCUGGGCCCAGGUGGCAUAACAAACACCCUGACAGCUGAGUUAUUUGUGCAGUCCUCACGUCCUGCUGCCUACAUGAUUGCAGGCACUGUGAGCUGGAUUAGCUUCUUCACAGUUGGGAUGCUCUUCCCCUUCAUAGUGAAUGGACUGAAGCAGUAUUGUUUUGUGGUGUUCUUACUGGAGUGCUUCUUUGUUGCUGCCUUCAUCUUCCUCAUAAUUCCUGAGACAAAAAACAAAUCUUUUCUGGAAAUCAAAAAGGAAUUUAACAAGCUUAAUUUUGGAAGAAAUGCCAGGAAAAAGGAAACGGAGCUUUAUGAAAGAAGACAACUCCAAGAUGAAUUUUUAAAGGUUUCAGCAUAAUUUCACAAAUGCAACAGAAAUUCAGUGAGAAUUAUGAACCUUGUAAUACAUGAUCAAUGGCUUAUUAAAUCUUCCUGUGUAUUUAGAGGAAGUGUAACUAAAGGCAAGUUACCACUGCUGUUAAAACAUGUAUUGCUGAAAUACCAUUGACAACUUAUUGUAUUAUCCACAGAAAACUUGAUCUUUAGCUGUAACCUGGUGCUGUAGGGAUGCAGAAAUGCCAGGGAGGAUGUUCAGUGAGCCCCUCUGGCAGAUUUCUGCAGAGAAUUCAGCAACUCUUCUUGCAUUUCAAAGCCCUGUGUUCAGCUUGGGUCAUUGGGCACAUCCAAAUGCUUUGCUGAGUGUAAUAUUCUGAGUUCUUGUUAAAACCCAUACAAGAACUGAUAGCUGAUAUUUGAAAUAUUCCAGUUUAUGUAGAAAUAGUGGCAUUUAGUUUGUUUUUCCAGUUAUGUAACUUUGAAAGCCUUAAAGACAUUCCUCAUCCAGUCCUACUACUGUACUGUGCAAUGAAAGUACAGCAUUCUGAUUACUGGUAUUUGUAAUAAAAACUUUUUUCCUGAUAAAA